Trichosurus vulpecula (common brushtail) is the source of this 2415-nucleotide messenger RNA. Its product is annotated as protocadherin alpha-12-like. NCBI's taxonomy places the organism in Eukaryota, Metazoa, Chordata, Mammalia, Diprotodontia, Phalangeridae. Gene Ontology annotation, molecular function: calcium ion binding. Gene Ontology annotation, biological process: homophilic cell-cell adhesion. The coding region runs from base 1 to 2415 and encodes 804 amino acids. Gene Ontology annotation, cellular component: plasma membrane. The record is from RefSeq and is a predicted model, not a curated record. The transcript has a single exon.
AUGGGGGUUUCCCAAAGAGGCGGCCUGGGAGCCCGGCAGCUGGUGUUCUCGAUUCUGUUCGGGACAGCCUGGGAGAUAGCAAGCAGCCAGGUCCAUUACUCGCUGCCGGAGGAAGCGAAACACGGUACAUUUGUGGGGCGAAUCGCGCAGGACCUGGGCCUGGAGGUCGGGGAGCUGGUGUCACGACUCUUCCGGGUGGUGUCCGAGGGCCGCAGGGACUACCUGGAGGUAAACGUGCAGAACGGCAUUUUAUUUGUGAAUUCUCGGAUCGACAGGGAGGAGCUGUGCGGCCGCAUCCCUGUUUGUAGCAUCCACCUGGAGGUGAUCGUGGACAAGCCUCUACAGGUUUUCCACGUGGAGGUGGAGAUCAAAGAUAUUAAUGACAAUCCGCCUGUGUUCCCGGAAAAACAACAAAACAUAUUUAUUUCAGAAUCGAGACUCCUAGACUCGCGUUUUCCACUAGAGGGAGCGUCAGAUGCGGAUAUUGGCGCAAACUCUCUGCUGAAGUACCAACUUAGUCAUAAUGACUAUCUUACUCUGGAAAUGAUAACUAAAAACGACAAAAGAAUAUUGCCUGAACUAGUAUUACAUAAAUUGUUGGACAGGGAGGAAACUCCAGAAAUCCGUUUGUUACUGACGGCCACUGAUGGGGGAAAACCUGAGCUCACCGGAACAGUUGAGCUACUUAUCACAGUCUUGGAUGUCAAUGACAACCCUCCUAAGUUUGAUAAAUCUGAAUAUAAAGUUAAACUCUUUGAAAACUCACCAAACGGGACUCUAAUGAUUAAACUUAACGCUUCAGAUUCCGACAAAGGAAUCAAUGGAGAGAUUUCUUACACAAUUAAAAGGAUUUCACCAGAAAGUGAAAAAUGCAUGUUUAUUAUGAAUUCAGUUACUGGAGACAUCCGAAUUCAUGGCGAGCUCGAUUUUGAAGACAAUGAUGUAUAUGAAAUCCAGGUAACAGCCACUGACAGAGGAGCUCCUCCCAUGGCAGGUCAUUGCACAAUCUUAUUGGAAGUCGUGGACAUCAAUGAUAACGCCCCUGAAGUGUCAGUGACCUCCCUGUCACUGCCAGUCUUAGAGGAUGCCCCAGCAGGCACAGUCAUCGCUCUUGUUAGUGUGUCCGACCGAGAUUCUGGAGCCAAUGGUCAGGUGACUUGCUCGCUGUCGCCCCUGGGGCCCUUCACGCUGGUGUCCACUUUCAGGAAUUACUACUCGCUGGUGCUGGACAGUUCUGUUGACCGUGAGAGCGUGCCUGCCUAUGAGCUAGUGGUGACUGCGAGGGAUGAGGGGACGCCAGUGCUUUGGGCCACGGCCAGAGUAUCUGUGGACAUCAGAGAUGUAAACGACAAUGCACCUUCCUUCGAGCAGCUUGUGUACACGAUAUUUGUGAAAGAGAACAACCCACCCGGACAUCACAUCUUCACAGUGUCCGCAUCAGAUCCAGAUGCGCAGGAGAACGCGCUGGUGUCUUACUCUCUGGUGGAGGGGCGGGUUGGGGAGCGUCCGCUGUCGAGUUAUGUGUCUGUGCACUCGGGGAGCGGGAAAGUGUACGCCUUGCAGCCUCUAGACCACGAGGAGCUGGAGCUGCUGCAGUUCCAGGUAAGUGCCCGAGAUGCUGGCUUCCCUCCUCUGGGCAGCAACGUGAGCCUGCAGGUGUUCGUGCUGGAUGAGAACGACAACGCGCCGGCUGUGUUGCCACCGCACUCUGGCGAUAGCCCAGUGACCGAGCUGGUGUCACAGUCGGUGGCUGUGGGCCAUGUGGUGGCGAAGAUCCGGGCUGUGGAUGGGGACUCUGGCUAUAAUGCUUGGCUAUCUUAUGAGUUGCUGCCGGAGGUGGGCGUUGGGCGCAACCCUUUCCGAGUGGGUCUGUACACUGGCGAGAUCAGCACGACCCGAGCUCUGGAGGAGUCAGAUGGCCCUCAGAAGAUGCUGCUUGUCUUGGUAAAGGACCAUGGAGAGCCUGCCUUGUCUGCAACGGCCACAGUCAGUGUGUCCCUUGUGGAAAGUGGACUGUCGGUGAAGGCCUUGUCUUUCAAUGCUGCAGCAGCAGCAGCUGCUGGGCCCACACCUGAGGCAACUCUGGUCGAUGUGAAUGUGUAUUUGAUCAUAGCUAUCUGCUCGGUUUCUAGUUUGUUGGUGCUGAGUCUGCUGUUGUAUGUGGCUCUUCGGUGUUCGGUACCCCCACAGGCUGUGUAUGGGCCUGGGAACCCCACACUGGUGUGCUCUAAUGGGAUGGAGAGCUGGUCUUAUUCCCAGCACCGACCACAGAAGGUUUGCUUUGGAGAGGUCUCCGCCAAAACUGAUCUCAUGGCCUUCAGCCCUAACCUUCCCCUGUCAAAUGAGGAGAGUCAGAAUCCCUGUCUAAUUGUGAGUUACUUAUUCUUCAAUUGCAUGUUUUUAAUCAAAAUUUAA